GAGACUGCAUCCCAGUGCAAUUCUGAUGUGGCCAAGCACUUGCUGUGGGAAACACGCCCAAUAUGAAGAAUAUUAACCAACUGCUGAAGGACAUCAUCACAAAGCUAAUCAAGAAGAGAUAGUGGUCACUUCUAAACUCACAAACUGUAGGUUAUAAAAUAAAUAACAUAGGUAAUAAUAUAGACCGUCGACACAUUUAUUACAGCAAUUAAAAAGCAGUGUGUUUAAUUGGCCUUCUUGAUCCACUUUUGAAAUAACUUCAAUGUUAAACAUGAAAUCCUGCCAGUCCAGCUGUGCUGAUUCCGGCUCUGAGUCUGAUUCCAAGGGAACGCCUGUCUCAGAGAAGACGGAGAAUGCUUCCAGGAGGAGAAUGGCAGCCAAUGCCCGGGAGAGAAAGAGGAUGCAGGGUCUGAACACAGCCUUCGACCGGCUGCGCAAGGUGGUGCCUCAGUGGGGGCAGGACAAGAAGCUCUCCAAGUACGAGACCCUGCAGAUGGCCCUCAGCUACAUCAUGGCCCUGAACAGCAUCCUAACGGACGCAGAGCGCUACAGGAGCAGCUCACAGAGGGAAUGGCUCAACCAGCAGAUUGAGCAUUUCCAGCAGGAGAACUACCAUUCUUUGCUGAGGCAGGGGUCCCCAAUGGGGAACGAGAACUACACCCAGGCCAUUCUUCCUUACCAGCAUGAGAGCUACCAGAUUGUUAAUUAAACACUGGCAGUGUUUAUGGAAUGCAGGGAAGAACACAACUGAGACUUUGCAAACCACUGAAUGUCACAACAAACGUGUGAGCGCAACUGAAAUCAAUCACUGGCUGUAUUGUUGGUAAAUACAUUUGUAUUCUGCUUUGCGUAAGUCUUUUUGAAUUAAUCUGUUUGGUUUGGGCCAAGUUAUGGUCUUUUUCCAAAAUAUAAUUUCAUGUGACCUUUUGGUCAGUUCUAUACUUGUAUCUUUUAUUUUUAAAGGCUGGAAUCUGCUAAGAGUUUAUUUAACUAUAUCUGCACACCAAUGUCCAUCUGAAUUUGCUGUAUCACCUGUUUGUUUUAGGCUUCCAAAUGCAUUGUUCUUGAAAUAAUGAAAUUAUGUCAAAGAUGUACAUUUGUGAUGUACAUAGUGUUGUUUGUAUGACUGUUUAUGGUAUGUUAUCCAUAAAAUUACAAUUAAGGACAAUAAUUAAGAAAAACAAAAAACAUAUGUACUAGUUAUAUUUCAUAUAAAGGUAGAUUAUAUAUUUAGACAUACCACUAUUAUGCAAAUAUGUAUAGUAAAAAAAAGAAUAGUAGAAUGUCAAGCCACCAGGUUAUUGGGUGUGUGUGUGUAAGCAGUCUGGUUAAUUGAUUUUCUGGUAAUUGACCCACAACCUAAAAGUAAAGAGGACACAUUGCAAGACCACAAAUAAAUACAAAAUGCAAGCAGUCAAUUUUGUUUAGUCCCUUUGGUUACCAGUAGUUUUUUGUUCAGAAACAUUAGUUUCAAAAUGUAUGUGCAUUUGAUUCUCAGUAUACCUUAAUAUAACUUUAUUAGCAGUUGUACAUUCUGUAUUUUCCUUUCGAUAUUUUCAGAUGGUGUAUGCUUAAAAAGUGCUAUUUUUUACUGUGUAAAUGAUUUGUUGCUUUAAGUAGUGAUACAGGAAAGCUAAAGAGGGUUGUAAAAGUUUAUAGAUCAGUUGUAUAAGGCUACUUUUUAUGUUAUGUGCACAGAA
This is a messenger RNA of Acipenser ruthenus (sterlet), 1700 nucleotides long. RefSeq names its product transcription factor ATOH7-like. Gene Ontology annotation, molecular function: protein dimerization activity. The transcript has a single exon. Bases 263 to 709 code for a protein of 148 amino acids. The record is from RefSeq and is a predicted model, not a curated record. Lineage: Eukaryota; Metazoa; Chordata; Actinopteri; Acipenseriformes; Acipenseridae.